This is a messenger RNA of Phyllopteryx taeniolatus (common seadragon), 5445 nucleotides long. RefSeq names its product opioid receptor, delta 1b (gene oprd1b). Gene Ontology annotation, biological process: neuropeptide signaling pathway; G protein-coupled opioid receptor signaling pathway. NCBI's taxonomy places the organism in Eukaryota, Metazoa, Chordata, Actinopteri, Syngnathiformes, Syngnathidae. Bases 119 to 1279 code for a protein of 386 amino acids. The record is from RefSeq and is a predicted model, not a curated record. Gene Ontology annotation, molecular function: neuropeptide binding; G protein-coupled enkephalin receptor activity. The transcript has 3 exons. Gene Ontology annotation, cellular component: membrane; neuron projection.
UCGCAGUCUCGGUAGUCCGCAGCUCACGUAAAAACAAACAAAGAAACAACAACAACAAAAUAUCUCCUUGUCUAAAGAAAUCUCAUCUUAUUUUUUUUUUUUUUUUUUUUUUUUUGUGAUGGAGUUCCCCACUUUCCCUCCGAGUGCCAUGUACGUGUCGUUAAGUCCGCUGAACGCCAGCAUCCCCGACUCGCUCCUGCCCGGACCGCCGAAAUGCGCCGGGGCCAACUGGACCGACGGCACCGACGGCACCAACGGCACGAACGGCACCGGCGCGUCCGUGGGUCGCGACACGGCCAGGGUGGUCAUCGCCGUGUGCAUUACCGCCCUGUACUCGCUCAUCUGCGUGGUGGGGCUGCUGGGCAACGUCCUCGUCAUGUACGGCGUGGUCAGGUACACCAAGAUGAAGACGGCCACCAACAUCUACAUCUUCAACCUGGCCCUGGCGGACGCCCUGGCCACCAGCACCUUGCCCUUCCAGAGCGCCAAUUACCUGAUGAGCACGUGGCCGUUCGGGGAGCCGCUGUGCAAAGUGGUCAUCGCCAUCGACUACUACAACAUGUUCACCAGCAUCUUCACGCUCACCAUGAUGAGCGUGGACCGCUACGUGGCCGUGUGUCACCCUGUGAGGGCCCUGGACUUCCGCACUCCGGCCAAGGCCAAGAUUAUCAAUAUCUGCAUCUGGAUCCUAUCGUCGGUCAUCGCGGUCCCUGUGAUGAUCAUGGCCGUUACCAAGGUGACAGACAAAGGCAACGUGGAUUGCAGAAUUAUCUUUCCACAACCAGACUGGUACUGGGACACCGUGACAAAAAUCUGUGUGUUCAUCUUCGCCUUCCUGGUGCCCGUGCUUGUCAUCACCGUCUGCUACGGUCUGAUGAUCCUGCGGCUAAAGAGCGUCCGUCUCCUCUCCGGAUCCAAAGAGAAGGACAGGAACUUGAGGCGGAUCACCCGUAUGGUCCUCGUAGUGGUGGCAGCUUUCAUCAUUUGCUGGACUCCCAUACACAUCUUCAUCAUCGUCAGGACCAUGGUGAAAAUCGACCACAAGAACCUCCUGGUGAUGGCGAGCUGGCAUCUGUGCAUUGCCCUGGGCUACACCAACAGCAGCCUCAACCCGGUCCUUUACGCCUUCCUGGAUGAGAACUUCAAGAGGUGCUUCAGGGAUUUCUGCCUGCCCUAUCGCACACGUACGACGCAGCACAGCUUCUCCCGUGGCCGCAACAACACCAGAGAGCCCGUGUCCGUUUGCGCCCCCUCCACCGGAGGCAGACCGCCCGCAUGACUAGGCGUGGACCGUACGGGGAUCCAGGAUGACCUCCAGACGGAAGUCACGCAGUUCUCCACCACAGGAGUGUGAACGCAUACAUGUUGGCAUUUGUUCCACCGCUGUCAGUUUUUAUCUCGAGCUUGUGGACGAGGCUUCACGUGAUGGAUCCCUCGUGUAGAGUCUAAAUGUUUGUUUUUCAGGAUGCUGAAAAAAUGCCAAUGUGUGCCUGUAGAUCAUAAACUGGUGGAGUCAAAUGUACAGACCGAUGAAUAACACAAAAAAGAGGAGAACCCCUUUAACAGGCAUUUAAGAACACCUUGAACUUGAACACAGAAAUCAUACACUGUCCAUAUACAGUAUACAAAUAAGAUCACAGAGAACAUACAAUUUAAUUCAACCCAAAUCUAGCUUAAUGUAUAGAAACAAGAACAUACAAAUGUGUCUUCUCACAGUAAAGGUAACAAAAAAAAAAAAGACAUCACCUCAAUGGCUUCAUUAGGCAUAAAGCAGUAAAGCGAUGUUUUCUUCAUGCUUCAAAAUUGCGGACAAAGUUAACGCUGAAAUAGUUAACAUGCUAAGGACCUUAUUUCAGUCAGCAUUAGCUGCAAUCAAACUAAUUUACUGGAGUAAGAAACAGUUUUCAUCAAAAAAGUUUGGAUGUUUUGAUCCUGCUUACUGAGGGGUAAGACUCGAAAAUCUCUCAGAGGUUCAUUUUGUUUUGGUAAUUCCAAAUAAAAUCGUGUAGGUGAUUAAUUAUAAAACUGAGAAGCUGGAAAAAAAAAAAAAAAGUUCCUGUUUACAUGACAUUUGAGCUGUCACUGAUUGCUAGGUCAGAUUUUCUUGGGCCAAAAUGUUUUGUGCCAUCAUCCGUCCAUUUUCUAUAGCGCUUGUCCUCGUUAGGGUUGCGGGUGAGCUGGAGCCUUUCCGAGCAGACAGUCAAUCGCAAUGAUUUGUGCAGUAGAGAGCAAUUUUUAAAAAGUUAACCGUGUUCCCUAUGCUCUUGUCUUUUUUUCCCCAAAAAACCUGCUUGAGCUUGCCCGGAGUUGUCCCAAAUGAAAUAUCACUGCUAAGGUGCUCCGUUGAGUCUAAAUGUGACCACCAUGACGGCACUAGAACAUGACAUUUUCCACUUGUGAGAUGAAUCGCCCUGUUCCUUUUAUUUGUCACCGAGCUGUACAAUGUUCCCGUGGUCAGACAUUCAAAAUGCACUACACACUACAGGCAACGUUUAGCCUACAAAGCGUUUUGAAUGAUCUUCCAGCUGUGUCUCCACUUCAACACAUUAUAGGGUGUUACAUUACUGAGCGUCAGCUUUAACAGUGCUUGGAGACGUCCGCGCCAUAUUGGGAGAGAAGCGGCGCUCAGUGUAAACAGAACGGGGUGAUAGGCUUCUCUCGCAGUGGAGUACAUCCAUCUAAAAGGCACAGAGGUCUUCUUAUCCAAUUGAGUCACGAACGACUCGUUAAAUAUUCCACAUGAUGGAGAGCAGGGGUGAAAGAGACAACAGCGUGUGGCCUUGAUAAAUCACCACCAGAACAUUUAGAUGUUUUAUGAUGUUGUAUUCGAAUCCCCCUCUCUCUUCAGUGCAUGCUAAUGUGUAAAUAGCGAAGACGACAGUUCCCUUCUCCACCAGAGACGACGCAACCCGGGCAAUUGCCCCUGAGUAGAAAAGGGGACCCAGAGAGACAACUGACACACGUCCAUAUGAGUGGCACAAAUGGAAACUCCUAUAGAAGCUGCAGUUUUGCACAAUCCAAAGACCCGUAAGUAGCAUUUAAAAAAUAAAUACAUUGCCCCACUAUUGGCCAAGGUGUCAGCAGUGCUUGCUUUCCAUUCCUUUUUUACAAAUUAUUUAUUGACUUGGUUGUGUUUGAAUCAUUCUGAAACAUUUGCCACCAUGGUCCUUUUUGCCUGGGCCGCUGUUCACCACUUUAUGACCAUUGGACCUAGCAGCGUCCAUUCAUCUGGGAAGAUCUUUGGGAGACACCAAACUCAUCCAACCAUGUCUUUUUUUUAACGGACAUUGUCGCGAGCACUGGCACACAGUCACGCAAAAAGAAAAGGUCCUUCACUACAUUUGGAACUUUUGGACACGGCUGAUUUGUGUUUGGCACAUCCGCCUUACAGUUUACAGGUUGGAGGUUCAAAUCCAGAUUGUGCAGCGUUUGCGUGUUCUCCCUGUGCUUGCGUGGGUUUUCUCAGGGCACGCCGACUUGCUCCCGCAUUCCAAAAACACGCGUCAGUGAAUUUCCCCGCUGUGGGAUCAAUAAAGUCGUCGUUUCCGUCAUCUUCUAUUCAUUGACAACUCUAAAUUGUCCACAUUUAGGUGGUGAAUGUGAGUGUGAAUAGCUGUUUGUCUAUGGGAUAGGCUCUCGCUCACCCGCGACCCAAUGAGGAGAAGCCUUAUAGGAACUGAACGGAUGGAUGAAACCUUUGUCCAUAUCAUGUACAUUCAGUGUGCCAGAGUGAGAACCACCAUCAUGACAAUGAACGUUCACUGCUUCAAGAGAGAAUUCAAUAACAUGAAUGUGCUAAUGCGUUGCAAGAAAUUGCUUUCAAUUUUCUGCAAAUCUAUUCUUGCGAUGGUAAAAGGAGACGUAAUCCCACACGAGGGGCACAGUCAUGGUCAAUGUCACCACACCGCACCUUCAAUUCUGUGCCUGCCCGCUCAAAGAUGGUAAAAGACACCGUAAAAAUCUGGUGGAAACAACCGUUGCGCCCAGCGUAUCUGCCAUUGACUAAUUGUUUCCACUCAUCUCGUGGUCGGUCUGAACGUUUUUCUCGGCACGACUUUCAGCCUACACGAAAGCUUUGACGGCGGAGGCGGCACAGUACGCUGACUCAAUGACCUCAAACGGGCUUGGAGGAAAUUCAUCAGCAAAUCAAGGAGAGGCUUCCCAUUCACAUUACGUCUGAUGGAGGAAUUAUCCAUUAAGGAUGACUGGACAUUUGAACGAGAUUUUUUUUUUUUCUUAGCACAUUUCAUGUUCAAAUGGACUGAUGCCAAUACUUGUAUCUGACUUCAAAUGUAAAUACAGUAACCUUGUUCUGUUAGAGCAUAAAGUGAUGCAAAUGAUUUGGCUGCAAUGUGCUAUCAAGCUGUCGUAUUGCUGGACUCGAUCAGCAUAUUUAUGUUGUUUGAUUAUGACUAUAGAGUUUCACUAAAAGGUUGCACCAUCAGUCCUGGAUGAGUAUUGGGACCAAACUGGGGGAAAGAAAAAGAAAUUAGAUUAAUAAUAAUAAAUAAAAAAAAGCUUUUGUUGCGUUUUUACUCUCUGACAAUACAGAUUUGUUUUCUAGGACUUUUUUUUAACAAAAGAAUCUUGACUUAUUUUUCUUGUAAAAUGAUUUCUUCUAAUUAUUGUCUGUUUUUAUUUUUUUCCUUUUCAGUAUGGUUCUAAUACUCCUUCAUACGUCAAAAGCGGUCUUAUCUCAUCGUGACUUUGUAUUUAGUCAUCUCUAUCAAAAGGAGCGUUUCAGUGUUUUUAGGUCUGCAAUGCUUUUUAGCUAAAUGACAAUGUUAACCGUAAUGCCUUAAUCAGCAUUAGCGUUUUGUUGAAAAUGGCGCUUUGAGAGUGCUAUAAGAAAGUAUAGUGAUCCCUUUGUACAAACUGCCUUGACAAGCUUUGGCUUUAUUGUCAUAUGAGGCAGCAUAUGUCGUCUUGUAAAUGUCAGUGAAUUUUGGCAGCAGUAAUCACAUAUUAGAUAUUGCUGACACGUGUUAAUCUGCUGUAUGUAAAUUCAGGUUUGCGUCAUGAGAGUGACACAUGUAAUUAGCGAGCACGAUCAGGUAUGGAUUCCUGUGCACGAGGGAGAGGGCGUCUGUGACCUUCGAGGGCGACAUUAUUACCGAACCGCUGGGGAAGCUUCUGGUGGUCGCAGCGGUGGAUGUGUCGCAUCGAAAGAAUGAGCGGAAAUGUCACUAACCAACUGAAAGCACAAUAUUAUCCUUCGUCCGGGAUACCAUUUGAGAUGUUGGCCACAAAACAAAAUGACAAUAAGAGCUGGUGAGUUCUAUUUUUGAAUGCUGUAAAUAGAUCCUGAACUUGCAAGAUGCAUGUUUGUACAUUUAUUUCCUUGAAAUGAUAUGUUGUUUUGUUCAAACAGGUGUGGGAAAGCGAUUUUUUAUCAUUUGUAGGUUGUGGUUCUCAUGGUAAUAGCUAAUAAAGGAACACGGAAUA